Molecule: messenger RNA, 3036 nt
Organism: Anthostomella pinea
Lineage: Eukaryota; Fungi; Ascomycota; Sordariomycetes; Xylariales; Xylariaceae
Source: the annotation of a GenBank genome assembly
AUGCCAGCCGCGACUGAAGCCGAAAUAUUCAAGUCGCUCAACAAAGCACAAUGUCUCGCUGUCAGCUCAGAAGCCCCGACCGUCGCUAUAUUAGCUGGCCCAGGUAGUGGCAAAACGCACACGCUCACCUCACGCGUGGCCUGGCUCAUCGACAAUGUUGGCAUCCAACCCUGCGAUGUCAUCGUCGCAACAUUUACCGUCAAGGCAUCCAAUGAGAUGAGGACGCGUAUUGGGAAAGCCCUUGGUGAUGGACGCGAGAAGAAGAUCAUUCUAGGCACAUUCCACAGCAUUGCUCGUCGCUAUCUGUCUGCGUACGGCCAGCGCAUUGGGCUGGACCCCAAAUUUGGCAUCGCUGACGAUUCGGACUCGCGUGGCAUUAUCACACGCAUCUGUAAAAGACUGAGCGCGCCCAUCGAGCCUCCUGUGGCUCGGGCUUGGAUCAGCAAGCGGAAAGCGAGAGGGACUUCAGAUGAACGUUCGAUCAAGGCCAAGAAUGGACAGAACGUGGAGUCCCAGGCCCUGGAGCAGUGCUUCCAGGAGUACCAGAGUCACCUUGACCGCUCAAACUUGCUCGACUACGAUGACCUUCUGGUUCGCUGCGUUGAACUCCUCCGGAAGUUCCCUCACUGCGUUUCGAACAUCCAGACAGUUCUGAUCGAUGAAUAUCAAGACACCAACGGGGUCCAGUAUGAUCUCAUGAAGCUGUUUGCUCAGCAGAACCGAAGAAUAACUGUUGUCGGUGAUCCAGACCAGAGUAUAUAUGGGUGGCGAUCGGCAGAAAUCAGGAAUCUGCAUCGUUUACUACAUGACUUCCCGGGGACCGAUGAGAUCUCUUUAGAGGAAAACUACAGAUCCUCAAGUUCGAUCCUUGACACGUCUUUGAAAGUCAUUCAGCAAGAUCAAGACAGAUACAAGAAGGUUUUAUUGCCAGUACACGUCAAGGGUACGCGACCAGUUCUUCGCAAGUUGAAGAGCUCGACAGAGGAAGCCGCCUGGGUUGUUUCCGAGAUCAAACGGAUAAGGCUACUAUCCGGUAACAUGGUUGAAUUUGACGAUAUUGCGAUUCUGCUUCGGUCCGCCUCACUGUCCAGGCACAUAGAGUCCGCUCUAGGACGGGAAGGUGUGGCUUACCGAAUGGUUGGCGGCUUCAAGUUCUACGAGCGAGUGGAAAUCAAGAUCAUAUUGGAUUAUAUGCGAGUAAUUCAUCAACCAGAUAACAAUGAUGCGUUCGCACGCAUCAUCAACGUCCCAAAACGAGGUAUCGGCGAUACGACAGUCAAGUCGCUGCUCGAGGAAGCUGAACGAGGUUCUUUGAGUCUUUGGACACUACUUGAAAAACAUUGUCGGGGUGUUAGAAACACGAAGACAAACAUCCGGAAGCAGACCGAACAGAAAAUUAGCGGGGAGCUGAUCAGGCUGAUUGGAAAUCUGCGGAGGCGUCUGCGAUCAAGCGAUGGCACGCCCAUCAACUUGGUUGAGAUCAUCCAGCAGCUACUUCGAGACCUGCAGUUCGAGAAGUAUCUAGAAGACACCUACGGACCGGAGUAUGAGUCACGCUGGGCCAAUGUCCAGGAAUUUGUCAACCUCGCCGAGGAGUUCAUGCAUCAGGGUCAACUGGAAGAAGAACUUCUACCCAUUAUUGACAACGUGCAGCAAGUCCCCGACAAUGAUCUUCUCGCACGCUUCCUGUCGAACGUGGCGUUAGCAUCCGACAAACAGACCCAGGAUCAGGAAGAUAAACCUCAAGUCACGGUUUCCACGAUACAUGCCGCGAAGGGUCUUGAGUGGCCGGUUGUCUUCAUUCCCGCAGUCUACAAAGGAUCCAUACCUCAUAUACGGGCCGAUGAUCAGAAUGAAGAGCGGCGCCUUCUGUACGUCGCAAUGACCCGAGCCAAGGCUCUACUCUAUCUUAGCUCGCCACUGUAUACUGCCAACGGUGGUGGCGGUUGCUGUCAGCUCUCACCUUUCAUCGAAGAUCUCACGUCGGUCUUUCUCCAAAAAGGGCCAUCAUUCGAUCGUCCCGUGAUGUCCCAAGUGGCUAGGAUUUUAAGGAGAGUCCUACCUUCGGAGGAAGUCAUCUACAAGGGCAUGCCGAUGAUGGCGGCGCCAGAAGACAACCUGUUCCCUAUUGACCCCAAUAAACCUCAGGAGGUUAGCACUGUGGUCGACCAUAGGCCAGACCAGAAUGGCGGUCCGAGGAAACGGCAGAAACUCCAGCACCCCCAGAAAGGACCCCAGGUAAACGAGGACUCGGUCGAAGGCUGGGCCGCGCCGUACAAGACAACAAUGGACAAGGCUGGGUCGUUCACCGUGCCGCAGCCAGCUCAACCGGGCUUCACUACAGCUGGGGCGCAUUUGGCCACUGUAGCUGCUGCGGAAGCUAGAAGCGCCGUAAAGCAGCCUCCUCCUGCCAGGAAGCAGCAGCCUCAAGCCGGCGCGAGGAGGCCUACAGCCCACCGCGCUCCCGUCCAGAGGAAUCUGCUGGGCUUCGGCUACGUCAUAGCCGACCACGACAAGUCUAAGCAGCCUGUCGACGUGCCAAAAAUGACACCGCAGCCCAACCAGGCUCAAGCACCAUAUGUUCGACGGCCGACGCAACGGAGUUUUUCGGGCCAACAGUCACGUCCCUUUCCCCAAUCUAGAAGUACAGCUUCGACACAAGCCAAAUCCGCCAUCGAUCCCAGUCUCGCAGAACACAAGCUCGGCUCCGCAAAGUUGACCAGCAAGCCCACGAACCACAACCGUCGGGAGGAAUCCGGGGGCCCGAAGCAGCCGUAUGCCUGCUUCUCGAGCUCGCCGACGAAGCCGGAGCCGCAGGCGCCGAGCCCGAAGGAGGUCGAGAAGGAGAAGGAGAACGUGGCACCACCGCCAGUGGAGGACAUGACGCGGCCGGCGGCCAGUUUCCAUGCCACUACGGUGAAUGGGCCGAUGGGCUUCGGGGCCGGGAUCACGCGGCCGCCGGGCCUGGGACGCAGUGGGAUUGCGCCGUUGGAGAAGCUGAAUAAACCUUAUAAACUUACUGUCAAGCGACCUUGA